This is a messenger RNA of Prosopis cineraria, 1738 nucleotides long. RefSeq names its product probable WRKY transcription factor 47. The coding region runs from base 169 to 1419 and encodes 416 amino acids. Gene Ontology annotation, biological process: regulation of DNA-templated transcription. Lineage: Eukaryota; Viridiplantae; Streptophyta; Magnoliopsida; Fabales; Fabaceae. The transcript is spliced from 6 exons. The record is from RefSeq and is a predicted model, not a curated record. Gene Ontology annotation, molecular function: DNA-binding transcription factor activity; sequence-specific DNA binding.
UGGAAAAAAUAGACUCAGUAAGAAAGAAAGAUUAGACUAUAAAUCGUUGCUUUGCACUUCAUUCAUUAUAUAAUUGAUCUUCAGAAGUUAUAUCACAGAAUGCAGUAAUCUUGUGAGAUCUGAUAUCAUCAUCACUGUCUAAGAAGUAACAGGCUUAAAGACUAUAAAAUGGAAGGAAGUGUCUCUUUAAGAAAAUUGCUGGAAUUUGAGGAAGCGCCAUCAAAGACGUGUGAUAAUAACACCCAAGAAACCCCCAUUGACAAUACUAUGGGGUGCAAUUUUCUCAGUUUGAGCCUGAAUAUAUCAGAAAAAGAUCUCCAAAAUCAAGAGAAGCCAUUGACCAACGUCGGUUCGCUGAGAAUUAAGCUAGAGGAAGCAAAGAAAGAGAAUCAGAAUUUAAGAGCUAUGCUAAACCAGAUUACUGAACAUUACACUUCUCUUCAGAAUCUCCUUCUGGCUUUGCAGAAGGAGCAGAAGCAGCGAUCAUCACCACCACCUCCAAAUUAUCAAGAUUUUCUGAAGCAGAAUAGAGCAGAUCAUGUCAUGGUGAUGGAGAAAUCAGCUUUGCCACUUGAGGGUGAUCAUCAUAUGAGUAGCCAAGUAACACUGGAAGGAGCAAAAAGAACAACAGAUCAAACAUUUGAGGCAUCUUGCAGGAAGGCUAGAGUUUCCAUAAGGGCACAUUCAGAUUUUUCUCGGAUAGGUGAUGGGUGUCAAUGGAGAAAGUAUGGGCAAAAGACAGCUAAGAAUAACCCUAGUCCCCGAGCUUAUUACCGUUGCAGCAUGGGAAAUGCAUGUCCCGUUCGUAAGCAGUUCAUAUUGUUACAGGUUCAAAGGUGUGCUAAGGAUGAUACUGUAUUCAUUAACACUUAUGAAGGGAGCCAUAAUCAUCCACUACCUCGAGCAGCUAGACCCAUGGCAAGUAUGACAUCAGCAGCAUUGAGCAUGCUACUUUCAGGCUCAACAACUAGUCCUGCACAUAAUUCAGGUCUCUUCCCCUUAUUAUCUGACUUGGCUUCCUUCUCUGCAUCUUCAUCAUGUCCUACAAUGACACUGGACUUGGCCAUCCCCUCUAAGAACAACUCUAUGAACUUGCGAUGGCCUACCUCAUCACUGAACCAGUGCGAACCAUUUCCUUUCUCAUUGCAUGGCUCUGCUCAACAAUCUGAGAGACUGAAAUUGUUUCAUAAGCCUCUGACCACAAUGGCGCCUGUGAAAAAUCUUUACUUGGAGAAUUUAGUUGGCACGGCUAUAGCCGAAGAUCCUUCUUUCAAAGAAGCAUUUGUUACAGCAAUAUCUUCAUUCACUGGAGCAACUCAAAAUCUUAACGGCCACAAUGAACUAAGUAAAAGUGGGCAUGGCCCUUCUUCUAAGAUACCCUCACCGCUGCAUCAGUCCUGCACCACUGGAUUGAUUUGAGCUGACCCUAGCAGCCAAGGAAUUAGUCAAUUCAAAAGCAUGUCUGGGCUUGCAUGCUUGAAGGAGAAAUGGACACGCAAGAUAUGUCGUAGGAGUUUUUUAUAAGAGAUCUUAACUUUUCUUAUUCAUAGAACCACUGGUUUUUGUACUGUCUGUAAUAAAAAUUCUAGAGCAAACCUUCGAUUCUAGACUUCACGUACAAGCCAUACACAAAAGUUCUUGAAGGCAAUUAGGAAAGGUUCUUUAUUUUUCACUUAAAUAGAUGAAUCUUGUUUGUAAACUAGGAAGGAAUUCGUUCUUAGAAUGAUUUUGAGAAUCA